Messenger RNA from Solanum tuberosum (potato), 1560 nucleotides. Its product is annotated as bZIP transcription factor 17-like. Lineage: Eukaryota; Viridiplantae; Streptophyta; Magnoliopsida; Solanales; Solanaceae. The record is from RefSeq and is a predicted model, not a curated record. Gene Ontology annotation, biological process: regulation of DNA-templated transcription. The transcript has 3 exons. Bases 1 to 1560 code for a protein of 519 amino acids. Gene Ontology annotation, molecular function: DNA-binding transcription factor activity.
AUGACCACAACAUACCAAGAAAAUGUCGAAGAUUUCCCUGUGGAAUUUCAGAAUGUCAAUUUCAAGACCGAUGACAUCAUUCUUGAUGAAUUAUUCAAUGAUAUUUUUCCAAACCCUACCAAUGAUGAUGCAUUUCAAAACCCUAGUUGUAUGCCAUACUGUCUCAGGUCGGAGUCGGGUUUGGACUCUAGUCAGAUGAACCCUCAUAGCUUUGGUCAACCUGAGAGUCAACUGAUGGUGAGUUCUGAUGAUGCUUCUAGAACAUCCAAUUCGACCUUAGGAUAUUGUCUUGGGGAAGCUCCAGUUUCAAAAAAUCCGGUACAUUUUUCCCUAAAUUUAGGAAAAAAUUCAAUAAAAGGUGGUGUUGUAGAACAUAAACUGAAAUUACAGAGUGUCAAUUGUAAUAUAAGUAACUGUAGUUAUUUGUUGAAAAGGAAAAAGAGUAAUGAAGACUCAAAUGAUGUAAGCAAACACCAAAAAUCCACUAUAUUUUCCUUGAGUGACAAUGUUAACAAUGAUGAGGACGAAAAGGGGAUGGCUAGAAAAAUUAGGAACAGGGAAAGUGCUCACUUGUCAAGGCAGAGAAAGAAGCAUUAUGUUAAGGAGUUAGAGAAUAAAUUUAGAAUAUUUCAUUCAGCAAUUCAACAUUUGAAUGCAAAUUUAUCAUAUGCAAUGGCAGAAAAUGUAACUGUAAUGGCACAACUUGGAGGUACUGGUGUACCUGCUCAAGUGUCGCCACCCCCCGAGAUUUAUCCAUAUCCUCCUCCAUGGAUGUCAUAUACACCAUCUUAUAUGAUGAGCCGACAAGGAUCUCAAGUGCCAUUAGUUCCCAUUCCAAAGUUGAAAUCACAGUCACUAGCACCCGCGCCAAAAAUUAGCAAGAAUGUGGAGAAAAAGAAGAGUGAGGUAAAAACAAAGAAGGUUGCUAGUGUUAGCUUCCUUGGUGUGUUGUUCUUCAUGAUGCUCUUUGGUGGGUUGGUUCCUUUAUUAAAACUGAGAUAUGUAGGUUAUUCUGCGAAAUACAGUGGAAAAGACCAUAGCUCCCAUUGUGGUCGGGGAGGUCAUGGUGAAAGCAAUCAGAAAAAUACCAAUAAGGCUGCAAAUAAGUUUGUUCAUGUGGGGAAUGGUAGUGAUCCUUUGGCAGCCUCUCUAUAUUUCCCAAGGAAUGAUAAACUUGUUGAGAUUGAUGGGAACUUGAUAAUUCAAUAUGUAUCGGCAAGUGAGAAAGCCAUGGCAUUUCAUGGAAGUGCUGAUAAGAAAAAUAGAGAGACCGGCCUCACAGUUCCUGGUGAUUUAGCCCCUGUCAUCCCAGGAAUCCAUCCUCGCCUUUAUCGAAGUCCUGUAAUGGGACAAAUCAUUCUUGGAUCUAAGGAGAAAGAAAAUGUAAAAUCAACAAUGCAGGAGUGGUACCUUGAAGGUCUUGCCGGUUCGAAGUCCCUCUCUCGGAUACUCGUUGUUGUGCUUAUUGAUAGUGUCAAAUAUGUCACCUAUUCUUGCAUGCUUCCAUUUAAAGGAUCUGCUCCUUUAGUGAAUGCCCCUGAAGAUGGAGUGUUCAUGUAG